This is a messenger RNA of Alnus glutinosa, 1281 nucleotides long. RefSeq names its product acetylserotonin O-methyltransferase-like. Bases 53 to 1117 code for a protein of 354 amino acids. Gene Ontology annotation, molecular function: protein dimerization activity; S-adenosylmethionine-dependent methyltransferase activity; O-methyltransferase activity. The record is from RefSeq and is a predicted model, not a curated record. Lineage: Eukaryota; Viridiplantae; Streptophyta; Magnoliopsida; Fagales; Betulaceae. The transcript is spliced from 2 exons. Gene Ontology annotation, biological process: methylation.
ACCUGAGAUGUAUUACCUCUUACAGCAGAAAUAGAUUGCUAUAGAGAGAGAUAUGGAAGAAACGCAAAGAGAGACAAACUGGUGUGACGAAGAUGAUCAACAAGCUGAAGCGAGUAUCUGGAAAUACAUCUUCGGAUUCACAGAAAUGUCUGUAGUCAAGUGUGCCAUUGAGCUUGGGAUAGCUGAUGCCAUUGAAAGCCAUGGCAGCCCGAUGACGCUAUCUGAGUUGUCAUCAGCUCUAACAUGCGCUCCGUCCCCCCUCUACCGCAUAAUGAGGUUUCUAAUGCACCGCGGAAUAUUCAAAGAGGAACUCAACACCCAUGGCUCCCCAUGUUAUGCACAAACGAGUUUGUCUCGCCGUCUGGUGAGAUAUGGAGAACACAGCAUGGCUGCUUUCUUUAUGCUAAAUAGCAGCCCACUGGUGAUGGCAUCAUUGCAUCGUCUCAGUGCCCGUGUUCUAGCCAAUGAGAGUACUUCACCAUUUGAGGUGGCUCAUGGUGAAGAUGCAUGGAGCUUUUUAGCAGCCAAUCCUGCUCAUAGUCAUCUCGUCAAUGAAGCAAUGGCUUCUGACGCCAGGGUGGCCGUGCCUGCAAUAAUUCACGGUUGUCCGGAGGUGUUUGAUGGGCUUGGCAGUUUGGUGGAUGUGGGUGGGGGCAAUGGAACAACUUUGCACAUGUUGGUGCAGGCAUUCCCAUGGCUUCAAGGCAUCAACUUUGAUCUUCCUCAUGUUGUCUCUGAAGCCCUGGAAUUCCACGGAGUUGAACAUGUUGGGGGUGACAUGUUUGAAAGUGUUCCAAAGGCUGAUGCGGCUUUCUUAAUGUGGAUUCUGCAUGAUUGGGGAGACGACGAGUGCAUCCAAAUCCUUAAGAACUGCAGAAAAGCAAUUUCAGAAAACAAAGGAAAGGUAAUAAUUGUUGAGGCUGUGAUUGAAGAAGCGAAAAUGGACAAGCUAAGUGAUGCGAGGUUGGCGCUAGACAUGGCGAUGAUGGCUCAUACAAAUGCGGGCAAAGAAAGGACCUUCAAGGAGUGGGAAUUUCUUCUUAUGAAGGCUGGAUUUACAAGAUACACCGUCAAAUCUAUUCGUGCUGUGCAAUCUGUUAUUGAGGCAUUUCCCUAAGUUAUAUAUGUACAACUUAAAGGAACGAUGUAUUAUUUUUCUUUUUGUAAUAAUGGCAACUACGUACGUAUUACAAGGAGGGCCAGCUCAAUUAAGAUGUUUGGUUGCCUAGAAAAUAAAAACAUAUUUGGUUUGGUUAAAUUAAUGCCUUGAGAAAAUGAUCA